Carlito syrichta (Philippine tarsier) is the source of this 1153-nucleotide messenger RNA. RefSeq names its product solute carrier family 39 member 13 (gene SLC39A13). Gene Ontology annotation, cellular component: membrane. NCBI's taxonomy places the organism in Eukaryota, Metazoa, Chordata, Mammalia, Primates, Tarsiidae. The record is from RefSeq and is a predicted model, not a curated record. The coding region runs from base 4 to 1101 and encodes 365 amino acids. The transcript is spliced from 9 exons. Gene Ontology annotation, biological process: zinc ion transmembrane transport; intracellular zinc ion homeostasis. Gene Ontology annotation, molecular function: zinc ion transmembrane transporter activity.
GGCAUGCCUGAAUGUCCCUGUCCUGGCUGUGGCAUGGCGGGCCAGAGGCUCCUCUUCCUCACUACCCUUGCCCUGGGACUCCUGGGAAGGGCUGGGGGUUCCCAACCGGCCCCCCGGAGCCGGGGGGCCGCAGCAGCCUGUCGCCUGGACAACAAGGAAAGCGAGUCCUGGGGGGCCCUGCUGAGUGGGGAGAGGCUGGACACCUGGGUCUGCUCCCUCCUGGCGUCUCUCGUGGUGGGGCUCAGCGGUGUCUUCCCGUUGCUCGUCAUGCCCCUGGAGGUGGGCACCAUGCUGCGCUCGGAAGCGGGGGCCCGGCGCCUGAAGCAGCUGCUCAGCUUUGCCUUGGGGGGACUCCUGGGCAAUGUGUUCCUGCACCUGCUGCCCGAGGCCUGGGCCUACACGUGCAGUGCCAGCCCUGGUGGUAAGGGGCAGAGCCUGCAGCAGCAGCAACAACUGGGGCUGUGGGUCAUUGCUGGCAUCCUGACCUUCCUGGCGCUGGAGAAGAUGUUCCUGGACAGCAAGGAGAAGGAGGGUAUGGGCCAGGGGCCCAGUAAAGACCCCCCUGCUGCUGCUGCCACGCUCAAUGGAGGCCGCUGUCUGGCCCAGCCAGCUGCAGAGCCCGGCCUCAGUGCUGUGGUCCGGAGCAUCAAGGUCAGUGGCUAUCUCAACCUGCUGGCCAACACCAUCGACAACUUCACUCACGGGCUGGCCGUGGCCGCCAGCUUCCUUGUGAGCAAGAAGAUCGGGCUCCUGACCACCAUAGCCAUCCUCCUGCACGAGAUCCCCCAUGAGGUGGGCGACUUUGCCAUCCUGCUCCGGGCUGGCUUUGACCGAUGGAGCGCGGCCAAGCUGCAACUCUCCACAGCGCUGGGAGGUCUGCUGGGCGCCUGCUUUGCCAUCUGUACACAGUCCCCCAAGGGAGUAGAGGAGACAGCAGCCUGGAUCCUGCCCUUCACCUCGGGCGGCUUUCUCUACAUUGCCCUGGUGAACGUGCUGCCCGACCUCUUGGAGGAAGAUGACCCGUGGCACUCCCUGCAGCAGGUGCUUCUGCUGUGCACGGGCAUCGUAGUGAUGGUGCUGUUCUCGCUCUUCGUGGAAUGAUCGUCCCUGAUGCCCCAUUCAUUCCCCAUGUAGCAAUAAGAGACUCGGAUUC